CGUUUACCAUGGUUCAUUCGCUCGUGCGAGUCAGUGAAAUGUGCGCCGGCAUACUCGUCGAAUAUGUGCAUUGUUAAUUUUUAGUUUCGGGUAUUGCACUCACCAUUAUCGUGCGCGAGUGUUCUCAACACUCCCGUGCUACUGUCAAUUCGUUUCACAAUUCUUCCGGAAAGAUUCGUUCCACCAUAAACGACGAGUAAGAUGGCAUCAUCGUUGAAACUACUAGUGGGGGGUGCAAGUGCCAUUGGUGCUAGUGCUCUUACUUCUUAUCUAUUAAUGUCCGAUAGCACCGUACACGCGGAUGUACCGAAACCACGACCACCAAAAAGACCAUUGCCAACCAGAGAGGAUCAAGUGAAGACAUUAAAGAAUCACGAGGAAUACGAUGUUCUCAUUAUUGGUGGUGGUGCGACGGGUGCUGGGUGCGCGUUGGAUGCUUGCACACGAGGUUUGAAAACAGCGUUGAUUGAGGGAGAUGACUUUGCUUCUGGUACAUCUUCCAGAAGUACAAAACUCAUCCAUGGAGGAGUGCGUUACUUGCAGAAGGCUAUAAUGCAAUUUGACGUAGAACAGUACAAAAUGGUGAAAGAAGCUUUGCAUGAACGAGCGUCUAUGUUACACAGCGCACCUCACUUGGCUCAUCCUUUACCUAUUAUGUUGCCCGUUUACACAUGGUGGCAAAUCCCUUAUUAUUGGUUCGGUAUAAAAAUGUACGACCUUGUGGCUGGAAGUAAGACAGUAAAGUCGUCGUACUUUCUCAGCAAAAGCAAUGCGUUGGAAUUGUUUCCCAUGUUGAAAGGGGACAAACUCACGGGAGCUAUUGUUUACUAUGAUGGUCAACAGGAUGAUGCCAGAAUGAAUUUAGCAGUCGCACUUACCGCCUCACGACACGGCGCUACAGUCGUAAAUCAUGUUACGGUUGUUAAUCUCUUGAAAGGUCUUGAUAAGGACGGCAAUCGAGUUCUCACUGGCGCUCGUGUGAGAGAUGAACUCACAGGUGAACAGUGGGAUGUGAAAGCAAAGGCAAUAAUAAACGCAACGGGUCCAUUCACCGAUAAUAUCAGGAAGAUGGAUGACCAAGAUGUUAAAUCAAUCUGUUGUCCUUCUUCGGGUGUACAUAUUGUUCUUCCAGGUUACUACAGUCCUGAUCAAAUGGGUUUGCUGGACCCAGCGACGAGCGAUGGCCGAGUGAUCUUCUUCCUACCUUGGCAGAAGCAAACGAUCGCAGGGACAACUGAUUUACCCUGUGAAGUAACGCAUAAUCCACGACCCACAGAAGAUGAAAUCAUGUUCAUUUUACGUGAAGUAAAGAACUACCUCAAUCCGGACGUUGAAGUCCGUCGGGGAGACGUGUUGUCUGCUUGGAGCGGAAUCAGACCCCUUGUUUCCGAUCCUAACAAACCAAACACUCAAUCUCUAGCUAGAAAUCAUAUCGUGCAUGUCAGUCCCACAAAACUUAUCACGAUAGCUGGAGGUAAAUGGACGACGUACAGGGCAAUGGCUGAGGAAACCAUCGACGCAGCUAUCAAUGCUUGUGAUCUAAAACCUGAAAGACCCUGUCAGACAAAUGGUUUUCUCCUCGAGGGAGCUCAUGGUUGGAGUCCGACAAUGUACAUCAGAUUGGUACAAGAUUUUGGCUUGGAGUGUGAGGUUGCGCAACAUCUAGCCAAAAGUUAUGGAGAUCGUGCAUUUGCAGUAGCAAAAAUGGCUUCUCUUACUGGUAAAAGGUGGCCGAUCAUAGGUAAAAAGAUUCAUCCUGAAUUUCCGUAUAUCGACGCCGAGAUUCGGUAUGGAGUUCGUGAAUACGCGAGAACGACAAUUGAUAUGAUUGCAAGAAGAUUGAGAUUAGCCUUCUUGAACGUCCAGGCAGCACAAGAAGCUCUUCCAGCUAUCAUCGAUAUCAUGGCGGAGGAGUUACACUGGACACCAGACGAAAAGAAAAGGCAGCAGAAGCUGGCUACUGAAUUCCUCGCUAAUGAAAUGGGACAAAUGGUCAACCGUGCGUCUCGUGACAAAAUUCCCAUUAAUCUCACGAAGGAGGAAAUUCAAUUGUACAUUAAACGUUUCGGGAUCAUCGACAAAGACAACAAAGGCUACGUUUCCAUUAACGAUAUCAGACGAGGACUUAAGGUACUUGGCAUAAAACUGAACGAAGAUGAGAUGCACACUUUGCUCAAUGAAAUUGAUCUUAAUUACAAUGGGCAAAUGGAGCUACAAGAUUAUCUGCAGUUGUUUGGUGACAAGGAAGUACCUGGUGAAGAGCUUCAUGAAAUACUGCGCGAAAUCGACACUAAUAUGAACGGUCAGGUCGAGUUGGACGAAUAUCUUCAGAUGAUGUCGGCCAUCAAAUCUGGACACGUAGCAUACUCGCGUUUCGCAAGGAUGGCAGAGAUGGAAGAGGCGCAGCACGAGAAAGAAAUAUUGAAUAAACAGAUCAGCGUGGAAAGAUCAGGCGGUGGACUGUAAAAAAGGUUCAUGUUCUGUGCGGCAUUGUACAAUUUCCCGCAAAUACUUCUAAACGCAAUUUACAUGUUCAAAACAUAGCAUUACGUAAAUUCAUUAUGACAGAAUCAUCAUUCACUCUGAAUUUCAAUUGUAGCCCACUCUAGUACAAAUACUUUAGGAUUACUAUUUUAUAGACCUAUUUAUCUUUUUUCGUACUUUAUACAACGACUUUCGUUGCAAUUAGCUUGCUCAAAACGAACGAGAUUAAGCUCAGGAAAAGGAAGAUUUUAUGCACGUAAAUAAAUGUACAUUAAUUACGGCUACGUCAAAUCUUAACUAUUUUAAUGAUCAACUUCGAAAAGAAAAAAAAGAGAACGGACACGACCAUAAUAAGAAUUUCAAUUUUAAUAUGUAAAUAUUUUUGUGUACAGCGUUUUCAGUUUUCAUUAAGCGACAGAACAAAUAUGUUCUAAUUUGUACAUAGAUCCUCAAGUGCACCAGUGUGAUUAAAAGAUGUAUUUAUGACUGUGUAUACCGUUGUAUACCGAGUCGGUACAAUUUUCAGAGAACUAUAUAUACAUAUAUACACGAAUGUGUCGAAUAGUCUUGUGAUUACUUAUUGAUCACAAGCCAAAUACCAUAAUCAUGAAACAUACAUUUCAUAAUUACAAAGGAUUGAUGUCACAGAAAAUUGAACUCUAGCUUAACAGUUUAAAGGACACAAUUUCAUAUAAAGAAAUAUACGAUUUUAUUGUAAGUUUGUUACUGUACAAUUGUAACAAAAUCGUCAAAUACUGUGAACAAUUCCUCAUCUAGGUACACAUUUACAUGUGAUAAUUACACAUGCCAUUGGAUUGUAUGCUUGAUUUUAUUUUUAGAAUAUUCUCGAGGAUGAAUUUAUUUAUAAUUUACGUUAAUUGCUAAUGUAUAUUAGAAAAGAGUCUAUAUAUAUAUGUAUAUAUAUAUA
Heterotrigona itama is the source of this 3412-nucleotide messenger RNA. Lineage: Eukaryota; Metazoa; Arthropoda; Insecta; Hymenoptera; Apidae. The record is from the annotation of a GenBank genome assembly.